Molecule: messenger RNA, 1146 nt
Organism: Solanum stenotomum
Lineage: Eukaryota; Viridiplantae; Streptophyta; Magnoliopsida; Solanales; Solanaceae
Product: bidirectional sugar transporter SWEET2a-like
Exons: 6
Coding region: 117-815 (232 amino acids)
Biological process (GO): carbohydrate transport
Cellular component (GO): membrane
Molecular function (GO): sugar transmembrane transporter activity
Source: RefSeq, a predicted model, not a curated record
CCUCUAAUGCUGUAACUUCUAGCACACAACAUAUUUCCUCUCAGCUUCAAUAAGAACUGAGAUUUUCCUCUGUUAUAUGUUUUAAAAAAAUUUGAGGUUAUUUGAACAAAGAAAGAAUGUUAGUUGUAGGUGGAUUAUACUCAAUUUGCAGUUUUGCAGCUGGGAUUGCAGGGAAUCUCUUUGCAUUCGUCUUAUUUGUGUCACCAAUACCAACAUUCAGAAGAAUCAUUAGAAGCAAGUCUACAGAACAGUUUUCUGGAUUACCUUAUAUAUAUGCGCUCUUGAAUUGCUUAAUAUGCCUCUGGUAUGGGACACCAAUUGUAUCUCCUGGUAUUAUAUUGGUUUUCACUGUCAAUUCAAUUGGAGCAGUGUUCCAGCUAGUAUAUAUUACCAUCUUCAUUAUUCAUGCAGAGGGGUCCAAGAAGUUGAAAAUGCUGGGAUUGGUGCUUGGCGUUUUUGCUGUAUUUGCUGCUAUAGUUGUCAUCAGCCUAUAUCUAUUUGAGCCUGCCAGUCGGCAAACUUUCGUUGGAUAUUUAUCAGUCUUUUCUCUCAUUUGCAUGUUUGCUUCUCCACUAUUCAUUAUUAAUUUGGUGAUCAAAACAAAGAGCGUGGAGUACAUGCCAUUUUAUCUAUCCCUUGCGACUUUUCUCAUGAGCCUUUCUUUCUUUGCCUACGGAAUGUUCAAGAAUGAUCCAUUCAUCUCUGUACCAAAUGGGAUCGGAGGAGUUCUUGGUGUCAUACAACUGGUACUCUACUUUAGAUAUAGCAAUUCAGGAGAGGAGCCAAGAGCACCUCUCUUGGACUCUUAUGCAUGAAACACAAGACUAUAGCUGGAACUAUCAUUAAGAAAUGGCACAAAACUUUUAUCUCUUUUCUUCUUUUCACUGAUUCUUUUUUCUUGUGUUGAGAAUUUGAGAAGGUUCGAAUUUUCUUUUUUCCAAGGAAGAAUUUGGUAUAUGUGUUAAAAGGGGUGAAGGGUAGUAUAUAGUAUAUCAUUUAUGGGAAAUUAAAGUUAUUUAUCAUUUGUUGUGUGCUCAAAUUAAUAUUGAGCAUCAGUUGCUGAGAUGAUAACUCUCAGCAAGUUUAUGUAUUCAUUGGAUUGGAUUGAUGUAUACAGAUUUCCCCCAAAUUAUAAGUUCUGCAGCC